Molecule: messenger RNA, 597 nt
Organism: Fibroporia radiculosa
Lineage: Eukaryota; Fungi; Basidiomycota; Agaricomycetes; Polyporales; Fibroporiaceae
Exons: 1
Coding region: 1-597 (198 amino acids)
Source: RefSeq, a predicted model, not a curated record
AUGCUGUUCGGAACGUAUCAGGCAGAUGAUGGCCGCGGAACUGAAUCGCUGAGCUUUCCCGGGAAAGAGAAGGCGCACUGGGAGUGGGACUGCCGCUGCGAUGCUGCAGGCGCUGGGGGUGAGAGCGGUGACAUAGGAGCUCGUAUGGCAUCGACCAGGUAUCUGACAGGAUGGAUCGAAUACGCGCCACUCGCACUCGGAGGUGCCGCAGUCGUCACCGGCGGCGGCGCGAGAUCAGGAGAUGCCGAUGCGGGGGCCACGGCAUCACGCGUGAUGCGUGACGACUCUUCGCUAGCAACAGGACGCAUCCCGAUGGAUGUGGUCACCGUCACGGAGGCGAGACAGCGCGGACGUCGGAGGGGCAGUGCCAUCCAGAUCGCGUGGAUAGGGAUUUCAAUCGCACCCAAACACGGCCUAGCGCAUGGAAGCGGCGCCUCGAAAGAUCCCAGAUGCACGAUCACUGCAUUACUCGCACCUGGCAUCCUUGGUUCGACAGCUGUCAACGCUGGAAAUAUCAAGGUGGCCAACAUGUCACAUCGCUCGCCUGCGUGUGCCCAGGCGCUCAGGAUCAAUAGAGACCAAGUUAGAAGCCGCUGA